UCGGCCGCCAUUUUGGUACGAAAUUGCCCGCGAUCAGUCGGGAGUUUAAGAACACACUUUCCACCAAUGUAAACAAAUGGAUUUCUUCCUCUCAUCAAACCUUUACCGCAAUGAUACUGCAAUAGUGCAAAUAUAUACUCAAUGUACCAGCAUUAACUCCUUUUUUGCUACAAAUAAAGUACGGGGGAAAAUUUCACUAAAAAUAUUACAUAAUUCAAUACAUAGGCGACAAUGACGAUCCAAGCAGAAUCAUCAGACUCAGCGACGGCGGGAGGCGCGAAAUACUCACGAUUUCUCGUUUGUUUGCUUGUUUUUGGCCUGAGAUCUGGCUGAAGUAAGGUUAGGUUGUCCACCGGUGGAGCUGUGAUCGGAGAAAUGACCGAUCACUCCGAUCACUGAUCGGUGGUACCAAAUCCACCGGUCGUACUUCCACCGGUCGUGACGUCAGCACCGACGGAUCAAUUAACGAACACAGUUUGGUGAUCGGCGGUACCACCGAUCAAAAAAAGAAAACCCCUCUGGUGACUUAUACAGCGUUUUAUGUUUUGUUUAUUGUUUGUGUGUGAUAAGGGAAGUCUACAAAAUAAUUAAAAUUUCUCUCCGAUUUAAAAUUACCUCUGUUCUUUAAUUUUUACUACAAUUCAAUCUAAGAUUUUCAAGCACUACAGCUAAAAAAAGUUAGUCAACAAGUCAUGAUUGCUCCCCAUACAUUGCCUCGUAGUCAGUGAUCUCAACUUCAACCAUUCCAACUAAGUAAUUCCAACAACUCAAAUUCUUUAAGUGCAAUUUUACAGACUAUCCACAAAUAGUCGAACAUUUUUCGGUGUGGAUCCGCCAGGUAUAUUUUCACUUUAAACCCAGAAGCUUGAAGCAAGUCCAUCCUCCUAAGAUUCAAUUAUGGAGAAUUCGCUAGAAGCAGCAGCGCAGCACAUACUUACUCAUGGUGAUGUUACAGGCUGUCUGUUUGCUGACAAACAUGGACUGUGCUUAUGUGCCGCAGGAGAUGCCAAGCCCGAGAGUAGUGGACUUAUCUCAGCUAUUGCUCAUCAUGUCCGUCGUCUUGAACCAAAAUCAAAUCCACCCACUAUUCUGCUAGAAAAUGAUACUCAGAAGUGCAUCAUCAAACAAGACACCAAGAUAACAACAGCAAUUUUCAGGAAGAAGAACAGCAAUGAGUCAUAGCGCAAGAGUGUUCUCUGUAUUUUGUAAAUAUGCAUUUUGCCAUUAGCUCAACAGCUGUACGCCCCUUCCUCAAAAUUUGGCACUUUGUCCCAAUACAUUAAAUGGACACUGGUGACUGUAAGCCAUUUAUUUUCUCUCCAUAAUUCUAUCAAAAACCAAUUUUUCAAAGAAAGACUUGAAAUUUUUAAAACCAGCCAUCUUCAAGGUUACAAUUGUUGACAAGUAAUUGAUUGUAGUACAUGUGAAUGGUCCCGCUCAAGUCAAGGAUUAAAAUUUUAAAAACUAAAAAAAUGGACGAAAAUUUAACUUACUUGCACUGUACACAUAAUCAUAAGUAUAGUACAAGUUAGUUAAAUUUUCGUCCAUUUUUUGGUUUUUUAAAAUUGUUAGUAAUUAAUGUUAGCUGAAGGCAAAUCAAUCGGUAACUUGAUUAAUUUAUCCAUGUACAUAUUGAGCACUUGUCAACACAUUCAUGAGGAUUUCAUGUCUCCAAUUAUCACUGUGAAUUCUAUUUGUGUAUCAGUUAAUUUUUAAGAGAUACCAAGGCUCUUAUGGCAUGUACAUUGAUUCAUGCUCAGUCCAUCAGAUGAUUUUA
This is a messenger RNA of Bemisia tabaci, 1777 nucleotides long. RefSeq names its product Late endosomal/lysosomal adaptor, MAPK and MTOR activator 5 (gene Lamtor5). Gene Ontology annotation, biological process: negative regulation of apoptotic process; cellular response to amino acid stimulus; positive regulation of TORC1 signaling. Gene Ontology annotation, molecular function: guanyl-nucleotide exchange factor activity. Gene Ontology annotation, cellular component: cytoplasm; lysosome; Ragulator complex. Lineage: Eukaryota; Metazoa; Arthropoda; Insecta; Hemiptera; Aleyrodidae. The record is from RefSeq and is a predicted model, not a curated record.